AUGAGGCCUGUGUUAUACCCUGACUGGGUAGAGGCCCCUAAUGAGGCCCCUCCAGAAUAUCAAGCCCCUGACUAUGUCUUUCAGACCACUACCUCUGGCAGUACCAUUCAGAGCACCACACCAGCCCCUGGCAUUCAGAGCACCACUGUCUGCUUUGACAGGUCCAAUGGUGUCAAGUCAAAAGACUCUGCCUCCAAUGUUGACUCUAAAUUCUCCACCUUUAAAAUUGACUUCAAGACACCUUCAGAAGGAUUCAGACGAGUCUAGAGUCUAGAGCCUCAGCCAGUACCCACCAGACAGAGGCAGACUGGAGUAGAGAGAGACAGGCGGACCAGAGCCCAGACUAUGGUUAAUCUCCGCAGCAGUCCCAUCUAACAGGGAACAGCAAUAACAACAAUAACAUGCCAGAGGUAUCCCCUAACCUCCAUGCUAACUUCGUGCAGCCUGCUAGUAUAGUAUUCAGUCUGCUGUUCUCCUCAGAGCCCACACUACAGGGUGGAGGCUGCCUUCAGCAGACUAGAGGAGAACAGGGUGGAGGCUGCCUUCAGCAGACUGGAGGAGAACAGGGUGGAGGCAGCCUUCAGCAGGAUAGGGGAGAACAGGGUGGAGGCAGCCUUCAGCAGGCUGGAGGAGAACAGGGUGGAGGCAGCCUUCAGCAGGCUGGAGGAGAACAGGGUGGAGGCAGCCUUCAGCAGGCUGGAGGAGAACAGGGUGGAGGCUGCCUUCAGCAGACUGGAGGAGAACAGGGUGGAGGCUGCCUUCAGCAGGAUAGGGGAGAACAGGGUGGAGGCAGCCUUCAGCAGGCUGUAGGAGAACAGGGUGGAGGCAGCCUUCAGCAGGCUGGAGGAGAACAGGGUGGAGGCAGCCGUCAGCAGAGUGGAGGAGAACAGGGUGGAGGCUGCCUUCAGCAGACUGGAGGAGAACAGGGUGGAGGCUGCCUUCAGCAGACUGGAGGAGAACAGGGUGGAGGCUGCCUUCAGCAGGCUGGAGGAGAACAGGGUGGAGGCAGCCGUCAGCAGAGUGGAGGAGAACAGGGGGGAGGCAGCCUUCAGCAGGCUGGAGGAGAACAGGGUGGAGGCUGCCUUCAGCAGGAUAGGGGAGAACAGGGUGGAGGCUGCCUUCAGCAGGCUGGAGGAGAACAGGGUGGAGGCAGCCUUCAGCAGACUGGAGGAGAACAGGGUGGAGGCAGCCUUCAGCAGGCUGGAGGAGAACAGGGUGGAGGCAGCCUUCAGCAGGCUGGAGGAGAACAGGGUGGAGGCUGUCUUCAGCAGACUGGAGGAGAACAGGGUGGAGGCUGCCUUCAGCAGGCUGGAGGAGAACAGGGUGGAGGCAGCCUUCAGCAGACUAGAGGAGAACAGGGUGGAGGAGAACAGGGUGGAGGAGAACAGGGUGGAGGCAGCCUUCAGCAGGCUGGAGGAGAACAGGGUGGAGGCUGCCUUCAGCAGGCUGGAGGAGAACAGGGUGGAGGCAGCCUUCAGCAGGCUGGAGGAGAACAGGGUGGAGGCAGCCUUCAGCAGACUGGAGGAGAACAGGGUGGAGGCAGCCUUCAGCAGGCUGGAGGAGAACAGGGUGGAGGCAGCCUUCAGCAGGCUGGAGGAGAACAGGGUGGAGGCAGCCUUCAGCAGGCUGGAGGAGAACAGGGUGGAGGCUGCCUUCAGCAGGAUAGGGGAGAACAGGGUGGAGGCUGCCUUCAGCAGGCUGGAGGAGAACAGGGUGGAGGCAGCCUUCAGCAGGCUGGAGGAGAACAGGGUGGAGGCAGCCUUCAGCAGGCUGGAGGAGAACAGGGUGGAGGCAGCCUUCAGCAGGCUGGAGGAGAACAGGGUGGAGGCAGCCUUCAGCAGGCUGGAGGAGAACAGGGUGGAGGCAGCCUUCAGCAGGCUGGAGGAGAACAGGGUGGAGGCAGCCUUCAGCAGGCUGGAGGAGAACAGGGUGGAGGCUGUCUUCAGCAGACUGGAGGAGAACAGGGUGGAGGCUGCCUUCAGCAGGCUGGAGGAGAACAGGGUGGAGGCAGCCUUCAGCAGACUAGAGGAGAACAGGGUGGAGGAGAACAGGGUGGAGGAGAACAGGGUGGAGGCAGCCUUCAGCAGGCUGGAGGAGAACAGGGUGGAGGCUGCCUUCAGCAGGCUGGAGGAGAACAGGGUGGAGGCAGCCUUCAGCAGGCUGGAGGAGAACAGGGUGGAGGCUGCCUUCAGCAGGCUGGAGGAGAACAGGGUGGAGGCAGCCUUCAGCAGGCUAGGGGAGAACAGGGUGGAGGCUGCCUUCAGCAGGCUAGGGGAGAACAGGGUGGAGGCAGCCUUCAGCAGGCUAGAGGAGAACAGGGUGGAGGCUGCCUUCAGCAGGCUGGAGGAGAACAGGGUGGAGGCUGCCUUCAGCAGACUGGAGGAAAACAGGGUGGAGGCAGCCUUCAGCAGGCUGGAGGAGAACAGUCCAGGUCCAUCACAACAUCCAGGUCCAACACUACAUCCAGGUCCAAUACUACAUCCAGGUCCAACACUACAUCCAGGUCCAAUACUACAUCCAGGUCCAAUACUACAUCCAGAUCCAACACUACAUCCAGAUCCAACACUACAUCCAGGUCCAAUACUACAUCCAGGUCCAACACUACAUCCAGGUCCAACACUACAUCCAGGUCCAACACUACAUCCAGGUCCAACACUACAUCCAGGUCCAACACUACAUCCAGAUCCAACACUACAUCCAGGUCCAACACUACAUCCAGGUCCAACACUACAUCCAGGUCCAACACUACAUCCAGGUCCAACACUACAUCCAGGUCCAACACUACAUCCAGGUCCAACACUACAUCCAGGUCCAAUACUACAUCCAGGUCCAACACUACAUCCAGGUCCAAUACUACAUCCAGGUCCAACACUACAUCCAGGUCCAACACUACAUCCAGGUCCAACACUACAUCCAGGUCCAACACUACAUCCAGGUCCAAUACUACAUCCAGGUCCAAUACUACAUCCAGGUCCAAUACUACAUCCAGGUCCAACACUACAUCCAGGUCCAACACUACAUCCAGGUCCAACACUACAUCCAGGUCCAACACUACAUCCAGGUCCAAUACUACAUCCAGGUCCAAUACUACAUUCAGGUCCAAUACUACAUCCAGGUCCAACACUACAUCCAGGUCCAACACUACAUCCAGGUCCAACACUACAUCCAGGUCCAACACUACAUCCAGGUCCAAUACUACAUCCAGGUCCAACACUACAUCCAGGUCCAAUACUACAUCCAGGUCCAAUACUACAUCCAGGUCCAACACUACAUCUAG
Coregonus sp. 'balchen' is the source of this 3277-nucleotide messenger RNA. Lineage: Eukaryota; Metazoa; Chordata; Actinopteri; Salmoniformes; Salmonidae. The record is from the annotation of a GenBank genome assembly.